UCUGAACUGAACAUCUCACUCUUCACUCUUCACUCUUCACCUUUCACCUCUUUACUUGGUUUUAAUAUAAUGUUCUUGAAUAUUGAAAGAUUUAAGAAUAUAAUAUUUGUUAUAUUUGUUACAACCAAUGAUGAUCCAAAGUUAUGACCUGCCUGGUUAUUGAUAAGAAGCUAUAAAACUUGAUAUACAUUUUUCAACACACUAAGAAGAUUCUUUCUCCUGGGGCACCAAUACCAGAAACAAUGGGCAGAGAUGACUUCAAAAUACGGCUCCAGCCGCAGGACGUGGCCAGUCAAAAGAGCCCAAAUUUUAGAAACUCCGCCAAAAUCUUCAUUCAUCCGACCACCUUUGCUCAGGGGGGUUUCAACACAGCACACCUGUGCAACAUUGAGGUAGAGGAGCUAGGUCGAUGGGAGUUGGUUGCCUGGCCCGCCCCAGACAAGAAUGUUGCCAACAAUAUUGUGUCUAUCAGUCGAGUCUUUCAAAAGAAAGCUGGCCUAGAACUCGGUCAGAUGGCUAAGGUGACCCCUGGCAAUGGUCCCGUACCCGAUGCUGGAGUUGUCGUUAUGAGAGAGAUUACCCCUGACGCUACUCCCUUACCUCCAUCGGAACAGACGAGGUGGCAGUAUCAUCUGGAGAGCCGACUAGAGGUAGCUGAAUACAUAAUGUCGGGCAUAUCAUUCGAUGAUAUCGUCUUAAACGGAUCAAGGCGUUCAUUUCGUGUCACGUCUGUAAAUGGUAGAGUUGAUGGUGUAGCCAAAUACACACCAAAUACUACCGUAGUUGAGUUAUCCAACAACGAAGCAAGCAACCCUCGGGGUAAGCUUGAAGUAAGCUUGCUGCCAGGCAUGAAGCGCCCAACAGACGAGCUUAACGAAUUCUUUAAUGAUUAUAAUGUCGAGUUUGACGGAUAUACCACACCAACUUACUCGUGUGGAAUCGUCAUCCACGGCAGCCAUGGGACAGGGAAAUCGAUGCUACUAGACCACAUCGCUGCUACCAACUGGGGAAGGGUUGUUCGGUUGAGUUACCAUGAAAAGACGACAACAAUCCAGCAACAUUUCAAAACCGCCAUGGAGCAGCGGAGCCCGACUAUUAUUUUUAUCGACGACAUCACGAAACUGAUAGGAAAAGACCAGUCGAAUCGUCAGGUCAUGAUCGAGACUAUCGGCGAAGGGCUCGAUGCCCUGGCCAACAAGGCACGCCAGCAAAACAUAAGACCACAAGUCCUCGUGGUAGCUACCUGCCUCGACUUUCUAACCGAUAUCCCCCACGCGCUUCAGCGGCCCGGCCGAUUCGAAGAACACAUCGCUCUCCCCAUCCCGGACGCACAAGGCCGCAAGGAAAUCAUCCGUUUCCACCAGCCGACUUUUGCCGAGGACGUCUUUGACCAGCAUGUUUCGGAUCUGGGCGACCGCACCCACGCGUACACCGGCGCGGACCUGCGCAAGGUCCUCUACCGCGCUACGAAGGCGUGGAGGAAACGGGUAGGCAAGCCUUCUAAGGCGCACCCCCUGACUUGGGAGGAUGUGACGAAGGGGCUCCACGAAGUGCGGCCUACGGCUAUGCACGACAUCAACCUCAAGCCGCCUACGGUGCGCUGGAGCGAUAUUGGAGGGUAUGAGGAAGUUAAGGUUGCGCUGCAGAGAGUACUACGACGGCCUACGGGACCCCGCGCCAAAAUGUCCAAACCACCCAAGGGCGUACUACUCUACGGACCGCCGGGGUGCUCCAAGACCAUGACCGCGCAGGCGAUGGCAACAGAGUCCGACUUCAACUUCUUCGCCGUCAAGGGUGGCGAGCUGCUGAACAUGUACGUCGGAGAGACGGAGCGCUCGAUCCGCAACCUGUUCAAGCGCGCGCGCGAGGCCAGCCCCAGCAUCAUCUUCUUCGACGAGUUUGAUUCUAUAGCCGGAUCGCGCCAGGGGCCCGGUUCCUCCGGUGGCUCUAGCGUGCAAGCCUUGACAACCUUACUCACGGAGAUGGACGGCUUCGAGCGCAUCGGCGAGGUCUUCGUGCUCGCCGCCACCAACAAGCCGGAGCUGCUGGACUCGGCGCUACGCCGACCGGGGCGCUUCGACGAGCUCAUCUACGUGCCGCUGCCGGACGCCAAGGCGCGCGAGGCCAUCUUCGCGGCCAAGGCUAAAGAACUGGGGUUUCCGGAGGGCGAAAUCGAUAUCCCGGAGCUGGCGGCGCAGACGGAAGGGUUCUCGGGCGCCGAGGUGGCGCGGAUCUGCGACAAGGCGUUUUGGGAUGCGGAUGAGGAUGAGGAGGGGAGUGUGCAGGCGAUGCAGGUUUUGCUGGCGGCGAUAGGGAAGACGCCGAUGUUGGUCACGCAGGAUAUGCUGGAUCAUUAUAAGGAGUGGCAGGAGAAGUUUCAGUCGUGAGGGGGACGAUGGACCUAAGUACCUAACCUACCUACCUAUAGACAUGUUCAUAGUAGAUAUCUCAAUUACAAAUAAAUCGUAGUAUAAAAUCUAAAAGCAACAAAAGAAUAAGAUACCUACGCAUAGAUAAAAAGGAACAGAAAAUUCAAAAGCAAAAAAGAUAAAAAGAUGAUUUCGUCCAGGCUCGAACUGGAGACCUUCAGUGUGU
Messenger RNA from Hypoxylon fragiforme, 2595 nucleotides. RefSeq names its product AAA-domain-containing protein. The record is from RefSeq and is a predicted model, not a curated record. Gene Ontology annotation, molecular function: ATP binding; ATP hydrolysis activity. Gene Ontology annotation, cellular component: cytoplasm. Lineage: Eukaryota; Fungi; Ascomycota; Sordariomycetes; Xylariales; Hypoxylaceae. The coding region runs from base 243 to 2387 and encodes 714 amino acids. The transcript is spliced from 3 exons.